Olea europaea var. sylvestris is the source of this 727-nucleotide messenger RNA. RefSeq lists its product as uncharacterized. Bases 213 to 590 code for a protein of 125 amino acids. NCBI's taxonomy places the organism in Eukaryota, Viridiplantae, Streptophyta, Magnoliopsida, Lamiales, Oleaceae. The transcript is spliced from 2 exons. The record is from RefSeq and is a predicted model, not a curated record.
AUACGCACCACCUCUUCUCUUCUCGUUGCCUCAAACUAAAACUCUCUUUCCGUUGUCCCUUUAAAUUUAAUCUUGAGCCUAUUUUGCCUUAAAGUCACAUAUAAAAAAUUUAUAUCAUUUAUCUUUUGCACGAAUUAGAUUAAAUAAAAAUUAAUUGUGCUUUGUUGCACCCUCGAUGAGGGGAGUGGGAUUAAAGGGAAGUAGAAGCAGUAAUGGAGAGUCCAUAUCGCAGCGAGGGAUCUCGGCCAUCUCUAGGCUUUCCUUUGGGGACUGCCCUCCUCUUGGUCGUGAUCUUUAGCCUUAGUGGCAUAUUUUCCUGCCUCUACCAUUGGGAUAAGCUCCGCUCCCUCCGCCGCUCGGACCACGACCUCGAGGCAGAUGGUGAUCAAGGCCCUUCCAAACCUAAAGUCCUCCACACGAAUUUAAAGCAAGAGAAGAACCAGAGCUUGCCGGUUAUAAUGGCUGGGGAUGAUGUUCCAAGGUUCAUAGCAAUGCCAUGCCCGCGUGAGUCAUCGGUACGUGCGAAAGUCACAGUUGAGGUGAAGAAGCCGCCCAAGCCACCACCUCGAAUAGCAGUGCCUUUGUAUUAAUUACUUAAUACAAAUUAUAACUGAGAAAUUGUUUGAUGUUUAUUUCUAGACUUCAAUUAAAUUUCAUUUUAAUUACGUAAAUUGUAAAUAUGAAGUUAGUGAAACAUACCGUUUGGAUAAAUGCUUCAAUUAUUAUA